Messenger RNA from Paramecium octaurelia, 792 nucleotides. Lineage: Eukaryota; Ciliophora; Oligohymenophorea; Peniculida; Parameciidae. The record is from the annotation of a GenBank genome assembly.
AUGAGAAAUAGGAUUAUAAUUACAUCUAAAAUUGAUGAUCUAAUUUCCAAUCUCAAGAAGACAGAGGAGACUCACCCUCCUCCUUAUUUCAGGAAGCUAUCUUUGAAUCCGGAUACAUCUGUGGAGUCUCAGAUAAUGAGUCAUCUGAAGAUUAGAUUGGAUGAUGAUACAUUGUAGACUAGGUUUGUCCAGGAAAAGACGAGAUCCCUUGCAAACAAGAUUAAGCAGCUACAAAACUAAACGAAAUUGAAGAAGACUCAAAUGCCUCAAGAGUAUGUCAGUUUUAUCAAUUCAAUCUAAGAAAACCUGAUACAAUAACAGGAAACCAAGAUAAAUAAGAUUCUAAAGAGACAACAACAGUAUGAGGAAUAGAAUAAGAGUUUUUAUUAAUUUAGAAUAAGGGCUUUGGAGAGACAAUAAUAGCAGAUUGAAUAGAAGCACACCGAGUUGCCGAAAGAAUUCAAAUCGUUUUAUUAACCGAUAGAGGAAGCAUCUGCAAGUUUCAAUAAUAUGGAUUAGAGAAUCAGACAAUAGUUGUUUAAUCGAGGAAAGAGAAAGUUUUUUAGUUUUUGGAAUAACAAUGCGAAUACUCCGAAUAAUUAUGGGAACACUCCAAAUAAUGGGCAAGAAAUGAUCGAAACUUAAUCCUAAUCCUUUUUCCAGAAACAGAAGAAGAGAGUCUCCAUCCAAAAUGCUCCGACUAUUAAAAUCAACCAGGUGGGAUGAUGGGAAAAUCAUGAAAAUCUUAUUACUAUGUUUAUACAGAUUGAUUAACAAUUAGGUAAAUUGGGG